CUGUUUGGACGGGUCACGGCGGGUUUAUCGAUAUAUUGACUGUAAUAAAAAAUGGAUAAAUUAAUAUUAAUUGUUAUUGUUACUCUCGCGUUCACAUCCUAUGUCAACGCGAAGACGUUUACAAGAUGUGGACUGGUUGGAGCACUGAGGAGUCAAGGUUUUGAUGAGGCUAACCUGAGAGAUUGGGUAUGCCUGGUUGAAAGCGAGAGCAGUCGCAGGACGGACGUAGUCGGGAAGCCAAAUAAAGAUGGAUCCAGGGACUACGGCCUAUUCCAGAUUAACGAUCGAUACUGGUGUAGUAACACCUCUACAGCCGGGAAGGACUGUAACAUUACGUGUUCCCAACUCUUGACUGAUGACAUCACCGUUGCCUCUAAAUGCGCUAAGAAGAUAUACAAACGUCAUCGGUUCCUGGCCUGGCGCGGUUGGACCAAACACUGCCAAAACAAACCGCUCCCUGACAUCAGCAACUGCUAGAACAUGGUCACAA
Molecule: messenger RNA, 490 nt
Organism: Achroia grisella
Lineage: Eukaryota; Metazoa; Arthropoda; Insecta; Lepidoptera; Pyralidae
Gene: Lzm
Product: lysozyme-like
Exons: 3
Coding region: 52-477 (141 amino acids)
Molecular function (GO): lysozyme activity
Source: RefSeq, a predicted model, not a curated record